AUGGCGGCGGCGGAGCAGGAGCAGGCCCCCGUCCCCGCCCCGAGCAGCGGGGGGAAGCGGCGCUCCAAGGCGCAGUUCCUGCCGGCCAAGCGGCCCCGGCGCGGCUGCGGGCCUCGGCAGCUGGAGCCCGGCCUGCAGGGCAUCCUCAUCACCUGCAACAUGAACGAGCGCAAGUGCGUGGAAGAGGCCUACAGCCUCCUCAACGAGUACGGCGACCUCCUCUACGGCCCGGAGAAGUUUACAGAUAAGGAUGAUAAACCACCAGGGAGCGAAGAGGAUGAUGACAUGGAAGCUGCCUUGAAGAAGGAAGUCAGUGAGAUUCGGGCCUCCAACGAAAUGAAGUUAAGACGAUUCCAGUCCGUGGAGAGUGGAGCAAAUAACGUGGUCUUCAUUAGGACGCUUGGCAUAGAGCCUGAAAAGCUAGUGCAUCAUAUCUUGCAGGACAUGUAUACCACUAAAAAGAAGAAAACCCGGGUUAUUUUGCGCAUGUUGCCCAUAUCGGGCACAUGCAGGGCUUUCCUAGAAGAUAUGAAAAAGUACGCUGAGACCUUCUUGGAACCUUGGUUUAAGGUUCCUAAUAAAGGAACAUUCCAGAUUACUUACAAAGCUCGUAAUAACAACCACUUGAACAGAGAAGAAGUCAUCCAAGAAUUAGCAGGAAUAGUGUGCAACCUAAAUCCUGAAAACAAAGUGGACCUUAGCAAUCCACAGUACACGGUCAUCGUAGAAAUCAUCAAAUCUGUCUGUUGCCUGAGUGUGGUGAAGGAUUAUAUGUUGUUCAGAAAAUAUAACCUUCAGGAGGUGGUGAAGAGUAGCAAGGAGGUGGGGCAGACGAAGCCAGCUCAGGCAGCAGCUCCAGAGGGAAAUGGAGAAAGAGCCAAGCUGGAGAACAAAACCCAAUUAAAGGAGGAGCCCAAAUCCAAUGAAGGUGAUGCUGAAGAAGAUAAAAAGAGUAGUCCGACUGUAUUAGAGAGCAGUAAGGUUGUGGGGCAGCCAGACCCAGCUUCCGAAACCCAAGAAGAAAACGGGAAGGAAAUCAAACCGGAAAAUGGCAGCCAAGACAGGGAGGAAUCCAAAUAAGAUGAAAGUGAUCUGCCUGGAAAGAAAAAGUAAUCAAAGAGGGAAGGGGGCGGGAUAGGAGAGAGAAACCAACAGCAGCUUUCCAAGUGAACUGUUCAAAUUCAGAUGACAGAAUUGGCUCCGGAGGAAAGCUUGAUCCUAAACGCUAAAGGUUACGCAGAAAUGUUCAGUUAGAAACUCCUUUCAGCUAAACAGCAGCAGUCGUAUUUAUUGGAUGCCUCAAGGACUGUUAAGUUUCUAGGUCAGCAACCUAAUCUCCUAUUACUGUUUGGUUACUGGGCUUUUGGGAUGGGCCUCUGAAUUAAGAGAAAGGACGCUUUGCUAGUAUAAAGUUUGUUGGUUCAAGAACUGCUGGCCUGCAGUGGGCUGCUUUGUUAGAUUGUGUUGCUAGUUGAACGUGCCCUCCCAAGGUACGGUGGUGAUUGUGGAGGAAAUACUAGUGCCUCAGAGGCGUUACGGAGAGGGGUUUUAGAGGAGAAAGCAGGCUGAGGUCUUUCUGUUGGAUCCUUGUUUUUAGCAAGGUGGAGAUAUUUAGUUCCUUUACAGGGGAGAUGAGCCCAGGAACGUCCCCCUCUUCCCCACAUUGAGAGCUCGGGAGAAAAAGCACCAGAAGGUGUAAAAAAAAAAUGGCCAUAUAUGUUUUUUUAUCCACCGUAGGUCCCUGGAUGAUAGGUCCCUUUUUCAGAUCAUUUCUGAAAGUUAUUUUAAUACCAUUCAUGUUUGUUUCUGAGUUUUUAUAUUGGCUAUGUGAUUAAAAAAAAAAAUCUCACGUAAACAGAUCUUCCCCGUUAGUAAUUCUUGGUACUCUGCAGUGCUUGGUGUUGAAGAUAUUUGCCAUUCAGCAUGGGCUUUCAGUUUCCCAGGCUGUUUGGACACCAACAUUGCAGUUUUAAGCGACAGAUUCCAAGAUGGGGUGAGAAUUGAAUGGUUUUGUUUUUUAAACCUUGGAACUCAGAUCGGUUAACUCAACAGCUCCACUUCAUUUUAGUGGUUUGCUAACUUGUUUUUGCCGGGUAGAGAAGAGUGUGUAAACUCUUGUUGCAAAGUAUGCCUGAAGGUAACUUGUUCAGUAUGAUUUUAAAAGUCAGCAAUGCUCAACGGUGUACUUUCUCAUUUUGAUUUUGUGACUGAUUACUGGCAAAUAUGCCUGUAAUGUUUCUCAGUGUUCACAGUUCCUUUUAAGAAAUUUGAAAAUAAACUUCUCUUUAGUGA
Molecule: messenger RNA, 2292 nt
Organism: Tachyglossus aculeatus (Australian echidna)
Lineage: Eukaryota; Metazoa; Chordata; Mammalia; Monotremata; Tachyglossidae
Gene: THUMPD1
Product: THUMP domain containing 1
Exons: 4
Coding region: 1-1080 (359 amino acids)
Biological process (GO): tRNA modification
Molecular function (GO): RNA binding
Source: RefSeq, a predicted model, not a curated record